ACCAAAACACUCUCACGCAAAUAUGGAGCGACCCAAGACCAACGUGUCCGCAGUCAGUCCGGCCAGCGACAAUUCUGCGCACGUCGACGAUGACGCGAGAAGGCUGGCGGAGAUGGGCUAUACCCAGGACAUGCAGCGGAACUUCUCCGUGCUGUCUCUCCUCGGGGUCGCCUUCUCCCUGGCAAACUCGUGGUUCGGUAUCUCCGCGUCCUUGAUCACAGGCAUCAAUUCUGGAGGCACCGUGUUGACUAUCUAUGGCAUCCCGUGGAUCGCUUUCGUUUCGACCUGCGUUGGAGUCAGCCUGUCCGAAUUGGCAUCAGCCAUGCCCAACGCAGGUGGCCAAUACUUCUGGGCCAGUGAACUGGCGCCGAGGAAGUAUGCGUCUUUCGCAUCCUAUCUGACCGGCUGGUUGGCUUGGGCGGGAGCCAUCUUUACCUGCGCCAGUGUUGCUUUAAGCUUGGCCUCUGCUGGUGUUGGCAUGUGGCAGCUAACACAUCCGGACUUUACUCCUCAACCAUGGCAUUCCGUGGUAGCCUACCAGCUAGUCAACUUCUUCUCCUAUCUGUUCAAUUGCGUCGGCAAAGUGCUUCCCACCGUGGCCACCACAACCCUAUACAUCUCCCUCAUCUCGUUCGUUGUCAUCCUGAUUACCGUUCCUGCGGCAGCUCCUACACACGGGUCGGCUGAAUUCGUCUUCGCUCACUUUGUCAACUCGACGGGCUGGCCCUCUGACGGGAUUGCGUUCCUUGUGGGUUUGAUUAAUCCCAACUGGAUCUUCGCUUGUCUUGACUCGGCCACCCAUUUGGCCGAGGAAGUCGGGCAACCUGAACGAAGCAUUCCCAUUGCGAUCCUCUGUACCGUAUUGAUCGGCUUUCUCACUUCGUGGACCUACUGCAUCUCCAUGUUUUUCAGCCUGAACAAUCUCGAUGAGAUUCUCAAUACUCCGACCGGCGUGCCUAUCCUCGCUCUGUAUUACCAAGCCUUGCAGAACAAAGCCGGCGCUAUUGUGCUCGAGACGUUGCUUUUUGUCACUGGUAUCGGAUGCCAGAUUGCCUGUCAUACCUGGCAAUCCCGCCUAUGCUGGUCCUUUGCACGAGACCGGGGCCUACCCAUGUCAUCGUUUCUCGCUCAGGUUCAUCCCACGCUGGAUGUGCCACUAAACGCGCACAGCGUGAGCUGCUUCAUAGUGGGUCUUCUGGGGCUGCUGUACCUUGGAUCGUCGACUGCUUUCAACAGCAUGGUCACUGCGUGCAUUGUGUUACUCUAUACCUCGUACGUGGUGCCGAUUGUCUGCUUGCUGUGGCGUGGUCGGAAUAAUCUCAAACACGGUCCCUUCUGGCUGGGGAGACUCGGCUUGGUGUGUAAUAUUGUGGUUCUAGCAUGGACUUUGUUCUGCCUGGUUAUAUAUUCCUUCCCCUCGGUAUAUCCGGUUACCACGGGCAAUAUGAACUAUGUCUCUGCAGUAUAUGGGGUGGUUGCAGUGCUGAUUGCCCUGGAUUGGGUGUUGCGGGGACGCCGGUCCUUCCGGGGACAGACGGCGCGACACAUGGAGGCGGCGGAGGCGACUCUCACCUAAUAAGCGAAUGAUAACCACUACUAGCUAUAUGUUCACUUCGAUGUAUCUAUUGGCAUCAACAUUCUGCUCAGUAUAGUUCCAAGUCAG
Molecule: messenger RNA, 1663 nt
Organism: Aspergillus eucalypticola CBS 122712
Lineage: Eukaryota; Fungi; Ascomycota; Eurotiomycetes; Eurotiales; Aspergillaceae
Product: choline transport protein
Exons: 3
Coding region: 23-1576 (517 amino acids)
Biological process (GO): transmembrane transport
Cellular component (GO): membrane
Molecular function (GO): transmembrane transporter activity
Source: RefSeq, a predicted model, not a curated record